UCGUUCCCUGGACGUGCGCAAGGUACGUGUGUCCUUUGUUACUGCACAUCUGUCGCCAAAAAAGGCUCUCUCCUGUGCAGUAAACAUACAAAAUAUAUAUAAUCCCUUUUCGACGAACUUCCGUUCAUCAUGUCCCUUCCGCCACCUCCAGGUCUCCAACAACAAUCGUCUCAACCUCCGUCCUCGAAACCACAACCGUACACGUCUCUACCCGCACGACCACCUCCCUCUGCAUCUUUCCAGCCAGCAGGAGCCCCCGGGGCUUCCAAUACUAUUCCCCCUACUCCUUCGACUAGACCCAGUACCGGUUACAGCUCCUUCACAGCCUUCCAGCCCCGUACUGUAACUACAAGCCAGCCAGCUUCUCCAGCUGGCUACCAAUCCCAUGCCCCGCACUACUCCCGGCCGCCCUACGGGCAGCCCAACGUAGCAUAUUACGGACAACACCACCAAUACCAACAACAGCAACAUCAACAGACAGUGGGCGCUUACGGCCAGUCGGGUGCCCCUCACAUCCAAAACCCCUUCCCGUAUCCCAACCAAGCAUCAACCAAUGCAUACGGCGGCGCCGGAAGAGGCUAUGCCCGCCACACGGCGGACUCAGGCCUCGACCCGGACACCGAAGCGCAAAUUGCCCAAUGGCAGAGCGCGUAUAUGGGUAGGGAGAGCAUUGAAGCUGCCCAAGCCGUAGCAAAUACUGGAGGCACUAAAGGCGCAUUUGCCGCUACAGGCGCCAACACAGGACCUCUAGGAACCGUCCAGCGCAUGCACGACUCAGCCAUAUCGACACCAAUCUCUAGCGGUCCGCACACGACUUCGUCCACGCCUAUCCCGCUAGGCGUAGGCGCAGGCGCAGGCGCAGGCGCAGGUACAGCCGCCAUCGGCGCACCACCGGCGGCAGGCACAGGCGGAACCGCAACUCCAGACGAACCAGCCAAGACCGUCCUCCGCUCGGGUGGCGGGCAGAGCUGGACGGACUCCACGCUCCUCGAAUGGGAUCCGGCCCACUUCCGUCUCUUCGCAGGCAACCUUGCCGGCGAAGUCACAGACGAUUCGCUCUUGAAGGCGUUUUCGAAGUACCCAUCCGUGCAGAAGGCGCGGGUGAUUCGCGACAAGCGCACGGAGAAGAGUAAAGGGUAUGGGUUUGUGAGUUUUAGUGAUGGGGAGGAUUAUUUUCGCGCGGCGAGGGAGAUGCAGGGGAAGUAUAUUGGGUCACAUCCGGUCUUGUUGAGGAGGGCUAUGACGGAGAUUAGACCUGUGGCGGCGUCGAAGGUUGCGGGGACAGGGGGGAAGGGCGGUGGGAAGAAACGUGGAGGGGGUGGUGGUGGUGGUGCUGGAAAGGGUGCUGGAAAGGGUGCUGGUGGUGCUGGUGGCGGCGGGGGUGGUGGUGGCUCGAAAGUUAUCGAUGGUGGUAUACAGAAGAAGCAAGGGAAGACGAAAGGGGGUUUGAGGGUUCUUGGGUAA
This is a messenger RNA of Blastomyces gilchristii SLH14081, 1464 nucleotides long. Its product is annotated as RNP domain-containing protein. Lineage: Eukaryota; Fungi; Ascomycota; Eurotiomycetes; Onygenales; Ajellomycetaceae. Bases 130 to 1464 code for a protein of 444 amino acids. Gene Ontology annotation, molecular function: mRNA binding. The transcript has a single exon. The record is from RefSeq and is a predicted model, not a curated record.